Penicillium bovifimosum is the source of this 591-nucleotide messenger RNA. RefSeq lists its product as uncharacterized. The transcript has a single exon. The record is from RefSeq and is a predicted model, not a curated record. NCBI's taxonomy places the organism in Eukaryota, Fungi, Ascomycota, Eurotiomycetes, Eurotiales, Aspergillaceae. The coding region runs from base 1 to 591 and encodes 196 amino acids.
AUGCCUUCGGACAAGAAAACAAAAAAGGACGAGCAGACCAGCCGCAAAGCCGAGGAGGAUACCCGCAAUGAACUGGAGGCCCUCCGAGAGGAGCUUGCGCGGAAGAACGAAGCACUGCAAGCCGCAAUGGCACAGCUGAACGCUGCAGAGACCAAGACGCAACAAGAGCAGCGCCCCAAGGCUCAGAGAAGCAGCCGCAGCAAUCGAAAACUCGUCCGUUGGGAUACAGACAUUGAUAUUCAACUAAUGCUUGCAAUCCACUGCGCCUGCAACGAGAAAGGUACCAAGAUUCCCUGGAAAAAAGUGGCGGAAGAGUUGGGUCCAGAAUUCACGGAGGGAGCAAUUGUGCAGCAUCUGGGGGAGUUACGGAACGAAAGAGAAGAGCUGAACAAGCCCGUUCCUACUAUGCCCAAGCGCGGUGCGGCCAUUCCCACCCGGGUCCAGGAGGAACAUGUCAAGAAAAAACCCACGCCUUCCUCGCCCCCAAGUGCUAGUAAAAGGAAGAGCCGCGACCCUUCCACUGGCCGAGAUUCCGGCGAUGGAUUCUAUGCUUUGGAUAAAAAGCGCCAGCAGACACCUUCUCGAGGGUGA